Molecule: messenger RNA, 3451 nt
Organism: Anopheles stephensi (Asian malaria mosquito)
Lineage: Eukaryota; Metazoa; Arthropoda; Insecta; Diptera; Culicidae
Gene: Klp67A
Product: kinesin-like protein KIF18A
Exons: 5
Coding region: 293-3115 (940 amino acids)
Biological process (GO): microtubule-based movement
Molecular function (GO): microtubule binding; ATP binding; microtubule motor activity
Source: RefSeq, a predicted model, not a curated record
AAACUGUCAACGGAAAUUUGUUGAAAUGCUUGAAAUGACGCCAACAGCAUACGAGAAGGUGCGAUUUGGUUGGACCGUCGCGUAAACAGUACAGAAAAAGGUUGCGAUAGCGGAAAAAGUGAGAUAAAUCAGUCGUUCGUGCAUCCAAGUGUACAUAGUUUGUGAAGUGAAGUGACACCGAAAGGAUCCAGCAACCUGCUCGUGCGUACGUACACUGUUUGAAGCUGUGAUCGUUGAGGAGAUCUUCCCUCUGAUCGGUGGAGACAAGCUAGCACAAAACCCACACCACAAGAUGACUGCCGAUUCACGGAAAAUUCGCGUUGCGGUACGAGUUCGUCCGUUCAACGAGCGGGAAAUGGAACACAAUCCCCGUAACAUCAUUAAGGUGCUCGACAAAUCGACUCUGAUGUUUGAUCCGGACGAAGAUGAAGAUGAGUUCUUUUUCCACGGCGUGAAACAAACGCACCGCGACAUCACGAAGCGCGUCAAGAAGAAGCUCACCAUGGAGUACGACGAUGUGUUCGACAAUACGGCCACAAACAACGAUAUCUUCGAGGUGUGCAUGAAACCGCUCGUCCAGUCGGUCAUGAACGGGGAAAACUGUUCGGUGUUUGUGUACGGUGCGACAGGCGCCGGGAAAACGCACACCAUGCUGGGGAACCCCGACUGUCCGGGCAUAACGUUCCUGACCAUGAAGGAACUGUUCCGGCAGAUCGAAUCGCUUAGCGAGGUGCGCAAGUUUGACAUUGGCAUCUCGUACCUGGAGGUGUACAACGAGCUGGUGAUGAAUUUGCUUACCAAAAGUGGACCGCUCAAGCUGCGCGAAGAUUCGAACGGUGUGGUGGUGAGCGGGUUGGUGCUGAAGCAAAUUCACAACGCCGCCGAACUGCUGGACCUGCUGGCACUGGGCAACCGUAAUCGGACGCAACAUCCGACCGACGCGAACGCGGAAAGCAGCCGUAGCCAUGCGAUUUUUCAGGUGCACAUUCGAAUGGUGGAGAAAAAGACGGGACAGAAGCGUACGGUGAAGCUGUCCAUGAUCGAUCUGGCGGGAAGUGAGCGGGCCGCCAGCACCAAGGGUCUGGGGAUUCGUUUCAAGGAAGGUGCGAACAUUAACAAAUCUCUGCUAGCGCUCGGAAACUGUAUCAACAAGCUGGCGGAUGGGCUAAAGCACAUCCCGUACCGUGAUUCCAACCUGACGCGCAUUCUGAAGGAUAGCUUGGGUGGUAACUGCCAAACGGUAAUGAUUGCCAAUAUAUCGCCCUCCUCCCAAACGUAUGACGACACGUACAACACGCUCAAGUAUGCGUCGCGAGCGAAGAAGAUCCGCACGAUCGUGCGGCAGAAUAUUGUGCCGUCGAACGUGCCGAAGGAGUUCCUGGUCAAGAAGGUGAACGAGCAGGCUGAGGAGAUCGAGCGGCUGAAGGCGAAGGUGGCCGAUCUGGAGGAACAGCUUCGCAAGAAGGGUCAAGCUGCUGCUGCCGAAACAUCAACAUCACCGGCGCUCAACGAAACGUUACUAAACACGUGGAUUUCGCGUAUCGACAGCUGCUACGCCAGCAUGCGCGAAGCCUUGGAGCACUUUAUCGCGCUGAAGAGCAAGGAAAAGUUGAUCAACAUGCGCGUGAAGCUGAAGGAACAGGCGGAACACAUUGCCCGGGUUGUGACACUCGACGGAAGCCAUCUGAACGAGGACAUUGCCAAACUGGAAGCGUCUAUCGAUCGUUGUGGCAAGCAGGUUGCCAACCAACAGGCCGAUACAUCACGCUGGAAGGAGCGGCUUCGGCAUGCCCGUCGCAAUCGGAAUGCACUCCGGCAAGAGGUGCUGCAGUGUGAGCUGGCGCCAGUGCUGAAGGGAUAUGUUAGCGGAAAGGAGGCAGAAAUUGAGGCGGUCACCGCAACGCUCUGGAAGGAUCACGUGCUGCAGAUGUCGUUCACGUACGACCAGGAAAACAAGCUGUGGCAAAACAUUAUGAUGCUGAGCGGCGAUAUUAUACAGCAGAACUACCUGCUGCUCCGGAGCAUGGAUCGCUUGGACAAUUUAACGUUGGACAAGCUGAAGCGCCUGGUGAAGCUGAACCAACGGCAGCGCGGAGUAACGUUCCUUGACGACGACUGUCAGCAGGAUUAUCGCAACGGCAUUGAUCUCAGUAGCAACAGCUUGGACGACAUUGCCAACCUGUCCGAUUGUUCCGAAGACGCGAUCGAUUUCCCGCCAGACAAUGCUGUUGCAUCCUCAACCUUGACAAGUGUCGAGGGUGGUUCCAGCAAACGAGCAAAACUGAACGAUGGCAGUGAGUCGGACACGGAACCAUACUCGACGGUGCAGGAAAGUGAACCGGAAGCUGGUGUUGAGCGGAAUGUGUUCAAAAAGCCGAAAACAGUCGGACGAACGAUUUCGUUCAAAGCAACGACUGCUGGCGGUAUAAGCGCACGACCCACACUGUCCCGCCGGACACCGACAAAGCAGCAGCAGACCAGAUCGGCAGCGGCAGCAACGGCAGCAGUAAUCACGCAUGCCUCACAACGGCUGAAAGUGCCUCGGCUGGUGGUGAGCAACACUUUCGGUGGAAUGAAUGCGCCCGUAGGGAAGAAGAUGGCGAUGCCGCGUGGCGCCGGUGGUCAGGAUGAGAACAAAUCGGACACCUCGGAUGAAUCGAACGGGAUCGGUAAUAUUGCAAAUUCCACCUUUGAUAUUGCCUCCGCGAAAGAUUCUGAGACGGAAUCAUUGUUUUCCAAUGUGCUCGUAGAAUCGAAUGUUGACCCCCACGUGCUGGACAAAGUGCUUCGCCGUGCUUCGAUGAAGGGUGGCAAGAUGACCCUUUCCGUUAAUAAGGAAAACCGCAAAAAGAGCCCCAAACGGAUAGGAAAGAGUCCGCGCUCGGUCAACCGAACGAACAAUCGAACAAAUGCUUCCGCCAGCUCCGUCAUCAAUCGAUACCGUAUGAUGAAGGCGAAGGACACGGCAGGAUCGUCGAGUGGUGGCAGUAGCAGCGCGUCCUCGAUGGCUUCAUCCAAACCACUGCCGUCGGCCAUGCGAACAGCCAACAACAACUUCGAAUCGGACGGUGACCGCAAUCGGCAUAAUCGGUUGAUGGGCAUUAUAAAGAAAUAGACGGCAACAAGGCUCCGGAAAGCAGAGUGUAAUGCGCUAGGGAGAGAUAGAGAGAGGGACCGAUUUUUAUUUAUGGAGUUUAUUCUAUUUACGGCUUAUAUUGCACGCGUACACGAUGCAUGCACGUGCGAUUCUCAACUGUUAUAUAUUUUGUACUAAUUCUUAGCUAAAGCGGGCGAACGGAGGACUGCCCCCGGGGGCCAGAAGAGUGGUUGGAUGUUGUAUAUCGUCGUCGGGCGUAGGACGUUGAACGUUUUCAGAGCUCGGCUCGUGUUUGUAAUAAGAAUAAAAGACACCCAUACCAGCAGUCUCCAAGCAUAUGUACUUUUAAGGCAA